Molecule: messenger RNA, 1677 nt
Organism: Puma concolor (puma)
Lineage: Eukaryota; Metazoa; Chordata; Mammalia; Carnivora; Felidae
Source: RefSeq, a predicted model, not a curated record
UGCACUGUCUUCACCUUCGGCCAGACCGGCUCCGGGAAGACCUACACCCUGACCGGGCCUCCUCCGCAGGGCGAGGGGGUGCCCGUACCCCCCAACCUAGCCGGCAUCAUGCAGAGGACCUUCGCUUGGCUGUUAGACCGGGUGCGGCACCUGGGAGCCCCUGUCACCCUCCGCGCCUCCUAUUUGGAGAUCUACAAUGAGCAGGUUCGAGACCUACUGAGCCUGGGAGCUCCCCGGCCUCUCCCUGUUCGCUGGAACAAGACCCAGGGCUUCUAUGUGGAGCAGCUGCGAGUGGUGGAGUUCGGGAGUCUGGGGGCCCUGAUGGAACUGAUGCAAAUGGGUCUUAGCCGUCGACGGAGCUCAGCUCACAGCCUGAACCAGGCCUCCAGCCGAAGCCAUGCCCUGCUCACGCUCUACAUCAGCCGCCAAACCGUGAUCCCCAUCGACCCUGAUCCUCCUACCCCACAGAUGCCUCCAGUGGACCCUGGGGAGCCCCCCGUUGGUGGGAAGCUGUGCUUUGUAGACCUGGCCGGCAGUGAGAAGGUGGCGGCCACGGGAUCCCGUGGGGAGCUGAUGCUUGAGGCAAACAGCAUCAAUCGCAGCCUGCUGGCCCUGGGUCACUGCAUCUCCCUGUUACUGGACCCACAGCGGAAGCAGAGCCACAUCCCCUUCCGGGACAGCAAGCUCACCAAGCUGCUGGCGGACUCGCUGGGGGGACACGGGGUCACCCUCAUGGUGGCCUGCGUGUCCCCUUCAGUCCAGUGCCUUCCCGAGACUCUCAGCACCCUGCGAUAUGCAAGCCGAGCUCAGCGGGUCACCACUCGGCCACAGGCCCCCAAGUCACCUAUGGCAAAGCAACCCCAGCGUUUGGAGAUGGAGAUACUGCAGCUCCAGGAGGAGAACCGCUGCCUGCGGUCCCAACUGGGCCAAGUACACCCCAAGGCCUCAGGGCUCAGUGGGGCCCGGGUGGCCUGGGCCCAGCGGAACCUCUAUGGGAUGCUGCAGGAGUUCAUGCUGGAGAAUGAGAGGCUCCGGAAAGAAAAGAGCCAGCUGCAGAGUAGCCGGGACCAGGCCCGGGACGAGCAGCGGGUCCUGGCCCAGCAGGUGCACGAGCUGGAGCGGCGCCUCCUCUGUGCCUGCUCCCUUCACCUGCCAAACCCCGGCCCAGCCCCACCGUGUCCCUGUGUGAUGGCACCAGCUCGCCCCUGCCACGCCCUGCCGCCCCUCUGCUCCUGCCCCUGCUGUCACCUGUGCCCCUUGUGCCGAGCACCGUUGGCCCACUGGGCCUGCCCACACAGGGGGCUCCAGCUGCCACAGGUGUUUGGCCCUAAGACCCCAGGUGGCCUGGCUCUGUCUGCCCAGCCCCCACCCUGGGCACCCCCAUGCAAUCCUGACUCUGCCGAGUUCCCGAGAGAGAGGAGUCAUAGCGACUGGACUAGGACCCGAGUCCUGGCGGAGAUGUUGAUGCGAGAGGAGGUGGUGCCCUCUGCACCGCCCCUGCCCAUGGGGCCUCCAGACGCGUCACCAGUGCUGAGAGGCGGGGCUGCAGUUCCAAACCUGGCCCGGAGACUGGAGGCCCUCAGAGACCAGAUUGGCAGCUCCCUGCGACGCGGCCGGAGCCAGCCACCCCCCAGCGAGGGUACACGGAGCCCCAGCCGAGUCCUCCCUCCCUGCUGA